UAUAUGAACUUGUCUCUUCUCUAUGUAGAGAAGGAACGCCAUGUGAAAGCAAAUGCAAGGGACUACAAUGAGAAGUUCCAAUAUGCUGACAACCAUAUCAAAACCUCAAAGUACAACAUUCUCACCUUCCUGCCCAUCAACCUGUUUGAGCAGUUCCAGAGGGUAGCCAACGCUUACUUCUUAGUGCUGCUGAUACUGCAGUUGAUUCCAGAAAUUUCCUCCCUGUCAUGGUUCACAACCAUUGUGCCUUUGGUGCUGGUGCUGGUCAUCACAGCAGUAAAGGACGCCACAGAUGACUAUUUCCGCCAUAAGAGUGAUCAGCAAGUCAACAACCACCAGUCUCAGGUUCUGAUCAGGGGAAGACUGCAGAAUGAGAAAUGGAUGAACAUCCAGGUUGGGGAUAUCAUCAAACUGGAGAACGAUCAGUUUGUUGCUGCAGACAUCCUCCUUCUCUGUAGUAGUGAGCCGUAUGGACUCUGCUAUUUAGAGACUGCAGAGCUGGAUGGGGAAACAAACCUGAAAGUUCGUCAGGCUCUGACUGUCACUUCAGAAAUGAAGGAUAUUUCAAAACUAAUGGACUUUGAUGGAGAAGUAAAUUGUGAACCACCGAACAACAAGCUGGAUAAAUUUACAGGAACUUUAUCCUGGAGAAACAACAAAUACUCUCUAGACAAUGAAAAAAUACUGCUGCGGGGUUGUGUGCUCAGAAACACGGAGUGGUGCUUUGGAUUGGUCAUCUUUGCUGGACUGCAAACUAAACUGAUGCAGAACUGUGGAGAGACUACAUUUAAAAGAACAAGUAUCGACAAGCUCAUGAACACUUUGGUUCUGUGGAUCUUUGCCUUGCUCAUUUGUAUGGGACUCAUUUUGGCUGUUGGAAACACCAUCUGGGAGAGCUGGACCGGCAGAAACUUUCAGGUGUUUUUGCCAUGGGAUGAGAUUCAGAGCAGUGUUGUUUUCUCUGGCUUCCUCACCUUUUGGUCCUACAUCAUCAUCCUCAACACUGUGGUGCCCAUCUCACUUUAUAUCAGUGUGGAGGUUCUGCGGCUCGGUCACAGUUACUUCAUAAACUGGGAUCUGAAGAUGUACUACAGGCAGGUGGACACGGCGGCCGAGGCUCGUACCACCACCCUGAGCGAGGAGCUGGGUCAGGUGGAGUUCAUUUUCUCGGACAAGACUGGGACCCUCACCCAGAACAUCAUGGUGUUCAAAAAAUGUUCCAUUAAUGGACACACAUAUGGUGAUAUCUAUAAUGAAUCCGACCAGAAGGUGGAAAUUACAGAAAAAACAGCCUGUGUGGACUUUUCCUUCAACCCUCUCAGUGACAGAAGAUUUAAGUUUUACGAUGGCAGCCUACUUGAAGCUGUUAAACUGGAGGUUCCUGCAGUGCACGAGUUCUUCAGACUGCUGGCUCUGUGUCACACUGUCAUGUCAGAGGAGAAGAUUGAAGGCAACCUGGUGUACCAGGCACAGUCUCCUGACGAGGGAGCGCUGGUCACUGCAGCACAAAACUUUGGCUUUGUCUUCAGGGCUCGAACCCCCGAGAGCGUCACGCUGUGUGAGAUGGGACGAGUGGUCACCUACACGCUGCUGGCCAUACUGGACUUCAACAACGUGCGCAAGAGAAUGAGUGUCAUUGUCAGAACUCCAGAGGGCCAGAUUAAACUCUACUGCAAAGGAGCUGACACUAUUAUCUUUGAGCAUCUGGAUCCAUCCAGUGAGGACCUCAUGUACACUACCUCAGAACAUCUCAACGAAUUUGCUGGAGAAGGUCUCCGAACAUUAGCUCUGGCCUACAAAGAUCUCGAUGCAGAUUAUUUUGACAUUUGGAUGAAGAAACAUCUGUUUGCCAGCACUGUGAUGGAGAACCGUGACGAACAGCUGGCUGUGCUCUAUGAGGAGAUCGAGCAGGGCUUGAAGCUUCUAGGAGCCACAGCCAUCGAGGACAAACUUCAGGAAGGAGUCCCUGAAACUAUCGCCCGUCUUAACCUUGCUGACAUCAAGAUCUGGGUCCUCACAGGAGACAAACUAGAGACAGCGAUGAACAUUGGAUACUCCUGCAACAUGCUGCGAGACGACGUGAAUGAAGUGUUUGUGAUCUCUGGAAACACACCACUGGAGGUGCAGCAGCAGCUCAGGAGUGCUCUUGAGCACAUUCUCGGCCUGAGUCGAGUUUGUGGUGCAGACGAUGUUGCAAAGACAGAUAUGUCUGCAGAUGAUGAUGUGUUUGAAGAAGCCAUUAUUGCAGAGUAUGCUUUGGUCAUCAAUGGGCACAGUUUGGCUUACGCUCUGGAGCCGCAGCUGGAGCACGUUUUAUUGGAGCUGGCCUGUUUGUGUAAAACAGUGAUCUGCUGCCGGGUCACUCCUCUGCAGAAAGCUCAGGUGGUGGAGCUGGUGAAGAGGCACAAGAGGGCGGUCACUCUGGCCAUUGGAGAUGGAGCCAAUGAUGUCAGCAUGAUUAAGACUGCUCACAUUGGCGUUGGUAUCAGCGGUCAGGAGGGGAUGCAGGCUGUCUUGGCUUCAGAUUACUCCUUCGCUCAGUUUCGGUACCUGCAGAGGCUCCUGUUGGUGCACGGACGCUGGUCCUACUUCCGCAUGUGUAACUUCCUUUGCUACUUCUUCUACAAAAACUUUGCCUUCACGCUGGUUCACUUCUGGUAUGGAUUCUUCUGUGGUUUCUCUGCUCAGACUGUGUAUGACCAGUGGUUUAUUACGCUCUUCAACAUAGUCUACACUUCUCUUCCAGUCCUGGCGAUGGGAUUAUUUGACCAGGACGUUGAUGACAAGAACAGCCUUCGUUACCCGAGCCUGUACAAACUCGGCCAGCAGAACCUCCUCUUCAACAAACGGCAGUUCUUCCUGUGUACGCUGCAGGGACUGGGAAUAUCCUCUCUGCUCUUCUUUAUUCCAUAUGGAGCUUUCUCUGUCAUGGUCAAAGAGGAUGGCUCUCUCUUUACCGACCAACAAACCUUUGCUGUCACCAUAGCAACAUCCUUGGUCAUUGUCGUAAGUGUUCAGAUUGGACUGGACAAACACUACUGGACAGCUGUCAAUCACUUCUUCAUAUGGGGCAGCUUGAUAAUGUACUUUGCCUUAUUGUUUGCAAUGCAAAGUGACGGCAUGUUUGGUAUUUUUCAGAGUCAGUUUUCAUUUGUAGGCACAGCUCGUAACUGUCUGUCAGAGGUGAGUGUGUGGUUGGUCAUUGUGCUCACCUCUGUGGUGUGUGUCAUGCCCGGCUUAGCGGUCAGCUUCCUGAGAGUAAACCUCUUCCCAACUGUGACGGAUAAGGUUCGACACCUACAACAGUCCAGAAAGAAGGAUGGACCUCAGACGCAGAACCUGAAGCGAGUACGCAGGACGAGCUCCCGACGCUCUGCAUAUGCCUUCUCCCACCAGCAGGGCUACGGGGAGCUGAUCACCUCAGGGAAAAACAUGAGAGCGGGAUCUGUGUCCUCUGCUUGCUCUCCUGGAAGGACUCCCCUCUGCUCCACCUGGAUAGAAAGCGUGUUGAAGAGAAAAAACGAAGUCUCCUGCGUCUCUGAUGAAAACCUGGGAGCACCAGAAAGCACAGAAGGAGCAACACAGACUGAAAAGCAACAGCACUCAGACUGAGCUUGACCUUUGACCUACAGGUACUGAACAAACUGUAGGACACCAUAUGCAUGGGUCUCACAGGCAAAGCACAAGGUUUGAGUAUGAUAAUACUCAAAUCCUACAACACAGGAAUACCUCAUAAUUUAAACAGUGCUGUUCAUGUGGACUCUGUUGGAUGUUAAAGGCCAAUCAAAACAUUAUCCAGACAUACAUUUACCCCAAAAUGCCAGUCAUUUCAAAACAAUUCUUAAAGAAGAUAGUUGACUUUUUAUCAUCUAAGACGUUUUUUUAAUGUGGAAACUCAGCUUGAUUUGAGGAGACAUAUGUUAAAACGAGAUAUUGCAUGAGUUGCAAAAGUUUAAAAAAGUAUUUAUGUUAAAUUUUUCAGCCUCAACUGAUUCAGUUUGAACUGAAUCUGAAGAAAAUUACAGCAUUUCACAACCUCAAGAGGAACCUUUAGACAGCACAAACAGACUACUGUCUCAACAAAAAUGAGCACAAAAAAAGGUUGCUUUGAAUGCCAGUACAAGAGUUCAUUAAGUUGUUAAGGCUAUUUUUCUAUAAAGCCUAUGCACCAAAAUUCCCAACCUCCCAUCAAAGAACUAAAAUGUUUCCUUAUAAAAAAAAAAUGUAAUAAAAAUGACAAAUGAAAAGCACAACUUACUUAUUCACUGGAAUGCAAUUUAUAUAUAAUAAAAAUUAUAGAUAAUUUUUUCAGCUUCAGUUAAAUAAAAAAAAGAAACGGGUGAAACUGGCAUGCAUGUCUAUUUUCUUAUCCUGCAUGAAAAUCCUCCCAAAGUAAAUACUGGCAUUUAAAUACUGACAUUAUACAGCAACUGAAAAUUUGAAUAGUUUUCAUCCAUCUCCAAACAUGACGCUCACAUACUCAUGUGACCAAAAAGUGUUUUACAAACAAGAAUUAUUUGAUCUUUUUAAUCCAUCAAUCUUUUAGAAGACGUGAUUCAUUGAUCAAGAAGAGUUUCGGGAGUGAUGAGAAAAAGGACCCUGAGGAGAUUUUAAAAGCAGAGUGCUUCAGUUACAUUCAGUACAGUACAGUAACUCGUGCCUUACACCACUGAACCUCCACCAUCACUGCUCUCUAAUGACCUUAAAACCCUGCCGGGAGAGCUUGAGCUCAGCAGGGGAUCUUAUAGUCAGGACGCCCCACACUGGUUUCCCCACUGAUCCCACAACAAAACAGAACACAACAGCACAUUUAAUUCUUGUUUUGUGUGCUCAUUUUGUAAAUAUUUUGUUCACAUGUAACAUGUUAAAAAGGAUAGAUAGAUGGUCUACAGCUGCAGAAAUUAAACUUGGAUUUAUUGUAA
Molecule: messenger RNA, 4922 nt
Organism: Notolabrus celidotus (New Zealand spotty)
Lineage: Eukaryota; Metazoa; Chordata; Actinopteri; Labriformes; Labridae
Gene: atp8b4
Product: ATPase phospholipid transporting 8B4
Exons: 26
Coding region: 4-3612 (1202 amino acids)
Biological process (GO): Golgi organization; phospholipid translocation
Cellular component (GO): plasma membrane
Molecular function (GO): ATP binding; ATP hydrolysis activity; ATPase-coupled intramembrane lipid carrier activity
Source: RefSeq, a predicted model, not a curated record